AUGGCCUCGUCGUGUGAGGACCCCCACUUGGGCACUGGCCCAUCUGAGGAUUCAGAGAUUAACCUGGAUGAUUCUGACACUGGAAGCAUCCUCUCUGAUGAUUCAGUGCUUCCUAAUUUUGAAAGAGAUGACAAGUAUGCAGAGCCGCCAAGAACACUAUAUGAAGCAUGUGUUCGGAAUGAUCCUGUCUCCUUGCGAAGGAUACUAGAGAGAGGCGUUAACAAGGAAGAGGCCAUGGAAUUGGAUAUUAACAGCAGGAAUGGACUGAUGGUGGCGGUGAGCAAAGGAUUUAUAGACGUGAUCACCACACUGCAUGUCUGCCCUCUAAUAGACAUCAACCACCAAGACAACGAUGGCAACUCUGCCCUAAUGAUUGCAGCCCAGGCUGGCUUCGCCACUAUUCUGAACUACAUCCUCAAUUACUACUCUGGUGUGGACACUGAGGUCAGGGAUCCCCGUGGCUUCACAGCUCUAAUCAAGGCAGGCCUUCAGGGCAGAGAAGACUGCGUGUCAGCCCUCCUCAUGCAUGGUGCCGAUAUGAAUGCAAUGGACUACGUUCAAGGGCGCGGCCUGAAAGAUUGGGUCUUGCGGACAGGUAGAUUUGAGACAAUGAACAGGAUACGCUACCUGCAAACUCAUCCCGUCGCUGAGCAGUUUUGUGAUAACUACAAACCUGAGUGGCCAGAGCUCAAGCAGCUGGUGGCAAAGGCGACUGCCAGCAAAAGCACAGGCCAGAAACUGCGGCAGCGCUUGAAAGACAGCUUCACUUUCAGCUUCCCUCAGGACCCCCAAUACAAUGGGGUCAUGGAUCAUAUGGUGCGAAUGACUACGAGCAUCCACAGCCCACUUGUGGUCACUGCUUGCCAUCCGCUGUGUCCCAGCAGCCCCCCGGAAAUUGGGAAGCGGAGGCUGGCUGUUCCCGAACUUCUUGAGAAGCACAGCAGCAAAGAGCUGGAGGAAAGCACAGUGUCUCACAGCAACGGCUCCCUCGCUUCCUUUUCUUCCGGUGCUGCAUCUGUCGCCUCGGUAUCCCUAACCUCCUGCUGCCAGGAGACCGAGCGCAGAGAAAGCGUGCCACCCGGGGGCAUGAGAGGCUUUAUUCCCCGCAGCAUGGCACACAGGAACAGUAUUUUCCCCUCAGGUUGCGUCCCGAAAAUUGAAGUGACCAGAUCUGGUGAACCUACUCCAAAGAAAGAGAAGAAAAAGAAGCGGCAAAAGGGAUACCUGGAGCCUCCUGUGUGGAAGUACAAAGAAGCCAAGGAGGAGAAAAAGAGGGAGAAGAAGAUAAAGGAGCAAGAGAGAAUAGCCAAGGGGUCCAAAAGUUGA
This is a messenger RNA of Nerophis lumbriciformis (worm pipefish), 1326 nucleotides long. Lineage: Eukaryota; Metazoa; Chordata; Actinopteri; Syngnathiformes; Syngnathidae. The record is from RefSeq and is a predicted model, not a curated record.